AAUGUUUGGAUAGGUGGUGCAUAAAUUCCAAAGAAACUAGAAUCAUCUGUUAAGCAAAUUCCUCAGAGCUGGUAAUAGGUAAUUUAAUAAAUGGGAUGUAGAUCCAAUCCAUUUGAGAAUACAUUAACCAUCCUUGAAGACCCUGCUCAACAUAGAAAACUAUAUCUUAUUGGAUCAACACAUGCUUCAACUAUGUUGGCCUAUAGAACAUAAAAAUUGAUUAAUGAAGUCAAACCAGAUAGUGUCUAUGUGUAAACAAAUGAAGAAUGGUGGAAUAUUGUUAAAAAUAUUGAAGGAGUCACAUCUCAAUCAGAAUUGAAUGUCUAUAAUGAUGUAUUAAGAGGGGCUUAUAAAUGGGAAUUGGAAUCUGGAGUCAGAAAUUUCAGAAAUACAGUCUUUUGGGCAAGACUUUACUCAUGGUUAGGUUUAAUGUAAUUUUUGAAAGGUAAAUAAUAUCUAUUAAUAAUUAAUUUUAGCAUUCAAUAGUGAUUUCCAUCCAUUCAUUCCAGGCUUAGAAGUCAAAUAUGCUAUUGAAUAAGCUCGUGCUUAAGGUGCUAAUGUUAUCUUUGGUGGUUUGGAAAUCUCUAAUGAUGAUCUAUUGUCAUUAAAAGUAUAUUAUUUUUUAUAUAAUAUAUUUUAGACUGAACCAAGAUUUGAUCCAUUAAGUGUUUCUUUGAAUUUCCUUAAACUUCUUAGUCAAAUCAGAUGGAGAAGAGAAAGAUAGGAUUUAGCCUUUUAAUUGGCAGUUCUUGGAGGAGAAUAAUUUGCUGAAUCAAUUGAUAAAUAUAGAGCAUCAUGGUUUGUUAAACUUUUUGAGAAAUUGAGUCCUCAUUAAAAGAAAAUAUUGAUUGAUAGAAAGGAUAUUGAGAUUUUUGAAACUCUUUACAGACAUACUCCAGGAAAAACAAUUGUAGCAGUUGUUAAUCAAUGGCAUACUAUGGGUAUUGAAUCUCAUUGGAGACAUACUACUAAGACUUAAAUUAAUACUGAGCCUAUUAAUCCAAUUGGAGAUAUGGAUUUGGAAGCUCUUAAUGAAGAUUUAGUGGUGAACGACUUCUUAAGAUAAUUUACUUCAAGACUUACUAAAAGUGAACCAGCAUCUACAAGAGCAUAUAUCACAUAAUAUUAUAAGGAUGUAUUCGAAUAUGAAAGAUGUAAUAUUUAUAAAUUUAUUAAUUAAUUAUAGUCAGACAUGUUGAAUUUGAUGGUCAUAGUGAUCCUCAUUAAUUCCAUGGAGGUAGUCCAUUUGAAGGAGGUUAUUAACAUCAUCAUCCAUAAUUACCUGCUGAUGUAAGAAAGUAAAUUGAAGAAAAUUGGAAGAAAUAAUAUGCCCAUCAUCAUGAACACCAUUGAA
Messenger RNA from Paramecium pentaurelia, 1354 nucleotides. The record is from the annotation of a GenBank genome assembly. Lineage: Eukaryota; Ciliophora; Oligohymenophorea; Peniculida; Parameciidae.